CAGCAUACCACGCCACCCGCUCGGACUUGCUCGCGUGGACACAUGUGUAAAUCCACAAAAAGAAGUCAGAGGACGCGGUAAUAUCGUCUCACACGGGGAGGAAAUUCGUCGCGGGACCCCGCGGCUCCCGCGGCAUCUGCUAUAACGUGGCCUCCGAGAUUACCGAAGUCAUGCCGAGAAACCGCGUGUUAGGUCAUGCGUCGCUUCCAGCGAGCGGUAGUCGCUGUGUAUUUUUUUCAGUAUCAAAAAUGGGUACAUUUGCGAGCUUCUCGUGACGCUCACGCUAGGAUUUCAAAUGUCCAAAUAUUGAAAGAGGGCUCCUCUGUCCACCUAUAAUAUUAAACUUGGAUUUUUACGCAGCUCCACACGAUCUUGCACAUAAUCUUUAGCAUAGAGAACGAGAACGAGUAAGGAAACCAAACUUAUUACCGUAUUUUUUUUUCUUUUUUUUCAGGCACUUCUCAGAAGAACAAGUGAUAACCACGCACAUCACCAUCACUGCGAAUCAGUUAGAAUGCAGCACGAAUCCCAGCCCAAAAACAACAAACCUGGCUACGACGCGGCUGCGUACUCGGACAACGUCAAGUGUUUGUUCCCUGUAAUAACUAAGCUGCUAAAUUAUUACAACUUGACGUUCGACAAUGCGCUAGACAGAGGCAUCGGGCAAGAAAGCACGAAUCCAUGUGGGCCAUUGCGAUUUCUCGACGUGGGCUCUGGCUGCGGUCGAGUGACCUUGCAGAUCCUUUUGCCCAGCGUUCCAGACAAUGUAGAGAGAAUUGUAGGGGUCGACUUGUGCCCAAACAUGCUUUCCUACGCUCGCGAGCACAGUUCUCAUCCAAAGCUAGCGUACGAACAGCUGGACAUAACAGGAGACGUCUCCGAGUUCCUCAGGCUGUACGGACCUUUCGAUCGCCUCUACAGCUUUAACAGUCUUCACCGCGUGAAAGACCAGCCCAAAGCAUGGAGUAACAUGGCGAAGCUUUUGAAGCCUGGUGGAGAAUGUCUUCUCUUUUAUGGCGCUUGGUACGUUACACCGGAUAUUUGGAGGGCACUGGCCAGAAAGCAACGCUGGAGCAGGUUUGCAGAGGUAUGGGAAGGCCUCAUUCCGCCGUCACAGGACAUGGGGAGUACUGAAGAGAGGCUGAGCUACGUCCAAUCGCUGGCGAAAGACGUUGGACUGGAAUUGAGGAGCUGCGAGAUGGCUCACAUCUACCUCCCUCUGCAAGAAUGGUCCGGAAUGCUGACGGCAUUGAUACCAGGAAAUAACACCCUGAGCGCCGAAGAAAGGUACGAUUUGUUCAAAGAAGCUAACGAAGAAUUUCAUCAGUGGCUACGAGGGCGGAAGAACCCGCGCUUGGCUGACAACUAUGUAAUACACGGGAUAAAGCCAAUGAAACAUCAUACAUAA
This is a messenger RNA of Dermacentor andersoni, 1408 nucleotides long. The record is from RefSeq and is a predicted model, not a curated record. Lineage: Eukaryota; Metazoa; Arthropoda; Arachnida; Ixodida; Ixodidae.